AUGGACGCACCGAUCAUGAUGAAGCAGUACGAUGCUGCUCCAAAAGCAGCCCUGCCUCACGAUCUUCCCCCGACCGAGCUCUCCGUCCCCGGCCCCAACUCAGUCACCCUCGCAAAGAAGCGAUCCCAAUGGUCCUGCAUCGACGACAACCGCCUCCGAAACAACCUCUUCGCCGCCGUCGGUUUUCUCGAACUCGCCAACGCAGGCGACUUUGCCGCCAACGUAUGGAACGAUGUCCCCGUCCCCAUCUACGCCAUCGUCUUCAUGGCAAUUGGCGGAACUUCUGCCUUUGUCCUCUCAAUCUGCGCUUUUUUCGACUCCAGAAAAGCUUGGAGAAAUAUCAAGUUCUUGCGACAGCAGAAACAGUACCUCGAGACGGAAAAGGAGAAUCUACCUGCUGGGACUGAUUCGCGGGGUCUUGAUGUUUUCAUCGAGAUCACGACAAGGGAACUACGAAUUGAGAUAAUUAAUCGGUGGGCUAUGGACUUGCUGAUGGGAGGGGGCGCGAUGUUGAUCAGCAUUGGUACAUACAUGGCUAUUGGCGGAGCAAACAGAAAGGUCUGGCAUGCGAGUAAUAUCCUGUCCGGAUAUCUCGGCAACGCCCCCAUCGCGCUAUUCGGUCUCAUCAGUGCGAUUUGGGCGUCCAUGGUAGUCUCCAAGAUGCGAUCCCACGUCACCGUCGCAAAGAAAGAACUUCAAGGCUCGCCAUCACUUCCGUUGUUGAAGCAGAGAUGUUUCAACGUCCAGCUCUUUUUCACCCUCAACGGCAUCGCGAAUGUUCUUGGAGGAGUUGGUUCAAUGAUCACGGCUGAGCGAUGGUGGGGUUAUUGUAUCCUUAUUCCUGUCAUUGUCACUUCGAUCUUUUGCAACGUUUGGUGGCGACACAGAGUUGGAUAUGAUCGGCCUUGCAUAUCUGCUAUACCGCCAUUGACCGUUGACAACAUCACUGAGGCGCUCGAGUCGACUUCUCAACUGCGACACACGAUUCAAGACGGCGCAGGCGUCGAUCUUGAGCAGACAUUUGGAGAAGAGGUGACUCUGCAGGAUGUUCUGGAGUUAUUCGUCAAACAUGACCUCUUUGAGCAAUUCAGUCUGCGAUUAGUUGCCAACAAGAAGAUUGGCCACUUAUUCGUCAAGGCGCAGGAGCUUCGAGUGCAAGUCAGUGUCGCUAGCAUCUUGGAUUUACCAGAAGAACAUCAUCCUCUCAUUCUGGCAGCAGCAGUGCGAUUCUUGAAGAAGCAAGGACCGAGACACUUGUUGCACCGAGAGAGGUUUCUGGUUGAAGUGCUGGGAACCUACCUUCACCAGGAGAAGAAGAGCCGGACUGUGGAAGUCGAAAAGUAG
Molecule: messenger RNA, 1344 nt
Organism: Fusarium mangiferae
Lineage: Eukaryota; Fungi; Ascomycota; Sordariomycetes; Hypocreales; Nectriaceae
Exons: 1
Coding region: 1-1344 (447 amino acids)
Source: RefSeq, a predicted model, not a curated record